AUGUCACAACUCGACAGUUACUCAAUGUUGAUAGUUUGUCAAUAUAUUCAAGACGAUGUUGAUUUUAUGAACAUAAUAACAAUAUCAAAAAAGUUUCAAGAGACCACAGACAAAUUCUUUUAUAAUCCGACGGACUCUUUGAGUCUUUUUAAGAACCUCCAGACGCAAUUUCUGUAUAAAAAGAAGACGAAAGCUGUUCCUGAAAUAGAGAAUCAUAUCUAUGUCUAUCCCGUUACUAUUAAAGAAGCUCAGCGCCUUUUAAAAGACCCGAAGACUAUAUGUCGGACUGUUCUUUACACCAAAGAUGAUCAGAAAAAGACGAAAACACCCAUUCCGGACUUUGUGACGGUCAUAGACGACGACGCAUUUUUGAAUUCGAAAGUGAAGGCGUUAGUUGUUCCACAGGAAUUACAAGUGAUUGGGAGAAACGCGUUUUCUGGCUGUUUGUUUCAACGUUUUGACAUCCCAAAGAAGGUGAAGGAGAUGAAGGAGAGUGCGUUCUCACAGUGCAUUAAUCUCACGCGAGUGGAGAUACCGUUAUGUCUUCACAUGCUCUCUAAAUCAUGCUUUUCGGGGUGUUUAAGUCUCUCUGAAAUUGUCUUAGAAAGCACUUUAAUAACAUUAGAAGACAAAGUGUUCUGUGGAUGUUCGUCUUUGAAGAAAAUUGGAAUACCUCAAAGUGUGACUUAUAUUGGGUGUGCCGUCUUCUCGAAUUGUUUUAAUUUAAGUCAAGUCGACCUUCCAGACAAAGUCGCGUUCUUGGGCGCUAACUGUUUUGACGACUGCACGUCUCUUAAAACUAUCAAAUUGCCAAGUUUGUUAACUUCUCUUAAAAAGUCGACGUUUUUUGAUUGCUCGUCACUGGAUAAUCUGGAAAUUCCAGAGAAUAUUAGAUCCGUUGGAUAUAACUGCUUUUGUAAUUGCAUACAUAUUAGACAUUUAAAAUUGCCAAAUAAGGUCGUGGAAUAUGGAAAGUCUGCAUUUGGUGGGUGCUACCAACUCAGGGAUAUCGUUACCUUGCCUGAAUAUGCUUAUUUGUAA
This is a messenger RNA of Entamoeba invadens IP1, 1041 nucleotides long. RefSeq lists its product as hypothetical. Lineage: Eukaryota; Evosea; Mastigamoebida; Endamoebidae. The coding region runs from base 1 to 1041 and encodes 346 amino acids. The record is from RefSeq and is a predicted model, not a curated record. The transcript has a single exon.